GGACAUAAUUGUCAGUAUUUAUGAUGCAAGCAAAUUUAAAAGGUGAAGAUUACAAAUUCGAUUGCCAGAAAGCAACAGCAGUAGUUCUGAUCUAAUCAUGGUUGUCACUGUAUCACAGUUGAACGCUAUUCUUUCUGCCUGUGGAUAUGCAGCAGUGGAUGGUGAGCUUGCUGACAUAGUCGUUCGCUGGACUAACGUCGCUAUUCAUGACCCUAAUGAGGCGGCCAUGUUCAUCGCGCACUUUAUCCAUGAAACCGGUGGCUUCCAGCAUCGGUGGGCAAUUAACCCUCCGCAGUCAACAUGGGAUUAUGACUGUCGUGACGCGUGCAACAACAUUUACGGGUACGAUAAUUCGCUGCAGAAUGUGGCAGAAGAUGUCACAACUAAGAGACUCUUGUUCUGGCUGAAAAGAGUAUGCCCCUCAGAAGCACCCUUCAACUUUUAUCUCACGACCAAGGUUAUCAAUGGAGAAGUGGAGACAAGUUCCAGCCACCCGAGCGCAAAAAAACGUUACAGGUUAUAUCUCAAAGCGGCCGACGUGUUGGGUGUUCAAAAUUUGGCAAGCGAAGGUUGAUCGAAAACGUCCAGCGUUUUAUCCACUAACUAACAAUGGGACAACAAAACAAGUGGUAGUGAAAUAAAUAUCGCUGAAAUUUGA
This is a messenger RNA of Topomyia yanbarensis, 658 nucleotides long. RefSeq lists its product as uncharacterized. The transcript has a single exon. The record is from RefSeq and is a predicted model, not a curated record. Bases 98 to 574 code for a protein of 158 amino acids. NCBI's taxonomy places the organism in Eukaryota, Metazoa, Arthropoda, Insecta, Diptera, Culicidae.